GGGGUUCUGACGCAACUCUCGCGAUACUUUGCGAUACUUUGACCGUCGGGCGCAUGCGCACUUCCUGUAGCUUUCCAUCCGGUAGCAGAGAAUGAAUUACAGGGAGAUUUCAAAUUCAAUUUAAGCCUUAUUUUAGUUUUUCCUCUUUUCGUGUCAGUCCGGGAUCUUGUCCGCCAACUUCACCACAACUUCAAACCCGAAAUGGACGCACAACAGCCGGAGGAAAUACGCGUUUUCCCAGCAAGCUAACAAGCUAGUUAGCUUUAGCCCCCACACACACACACAGCGGUUUCAGUAGCUGCUAAUAAACACAGCUAGCAGAUAUUAGCUAGCACUCGCAGGGGAAAUGUAUUUUCUCUACACCAUCAUCGCGGCUCUGGUUUGUUUCUUCAUCUUGAAAUGGAUGAAGAAGAGGAGGUGCUGCACCGACGUGAAGAGACUCGAUGGGAAAACAGUUCUGAUCACAGGUGGGAACUCGGGUAUUGGAAAGGAGACGGCGGUGGCCUUAGCUCUGAGAGGCGCUCGUGUCAUCAUCGCUUGCAGAGACAUGGACAAGGCGGAGAAGGCUGCGAGAGAGAUCAAGUUUAAGAGUCGCAGUCUCAACGUCCUGCACAUGGAGCUGGACCUGGCCAACCUGCGCUCGGUGCAGGAGUUCAGUAAGAGCUUCCUUCAGAGAGAGAAGAGGCUGGACAUCCUCAUCAAUAAUGCAGGGAUGCCAAGUGUCCUCGACUGGACGGAUGACGACUUCAGUAUGUGCUUUGGCGUCAACCACUUGGGUCACUUCCUGCUGACCAACCUGCUCCUGCCUCGUCUGAAGGAGUGCGCUCCCAGCCGAGUGAUCACCCUCACGUGCUCCACCUACAAAUACCAGAAGCUGGACUUUCAGGACCUCAACUACAACCUGCUGCCCUUCUUCACCUACUGCCGCAGCAAACUGGCCAACAUCUACUUCAGUCAGGAACUGGCCCGCAUCACAGAAGGGAAAGACGUGACCUGUUGUGCUGUGCAUCCUGGCUUUGUGCAGAGCGGCUGGACGUGUCACUACUCCUUCCUGUUCCGGAUGCUGAUGCAGGUGAUCAUGUGGAUGUUUUUUGUGCCGUGUGAGAUCGGAGCUCAGACUGUCGUCCACUGCGCCGUGUCGGACGAAGCUGCCAAACACAGCGGAGGCUACUUCGUCGACUGCCGACCCUGCACCCUGCGGCCGUUUGCUCGAGACUCUGGUGUGGCCAAAAAACUGUGGGAGGCCAGUGAGAGACUGGUGAAACUGGUCUGAGCUGGUUGUUUGCUUUGUUGUGUCUUUUAUUUAUGGGUCAUUUUAUUUAUUUAUUUUUAUAAAUAUUUCUGUUCUACAUGAUAAAGAUGUAAAGAUGUAUUAUUCCAUAAGGUGCUUGUGUGUUUUAAGUUUUUUCCAUCAAUACAACGUUUUUGUUUUCUAAGAGUGAAUAAAAACGUUUUUUCAACUCUGGGAGAAUAUGAUGUCAUUUAUUUGAGUUAUAUUUUAUUAUAUCAUCCAUCAUCUACUAUGAUUUAAUCUGAGAACGGACAUGGUGAUUUGUUUCCUAAUCAUUACACAAAAUGUAUGAAAUGUAGGUUUUCUUUUGCCAUUACUUUUACAUGAUGUUAUUGUAUUGUCUUUUUAAAAUUUGCCCAUUUUCACAAAUCUUAUUUUAAAACCAUCCUUAUUUGUGUUUCUUCUUCAUGUUAAAUUCAAAAACACAUUUUCUAUGUUUUGAAAUCUCAAAUCAAUUUAUGUCCAGAUCUAUGAGAUGUCUAUCAAAGCAUCUGUAUAUCUGCUGCAGUCGUACACACAGAGAGACAGAUUCUAUUUCUAUUUAAACUCAUUUUAUUGAUAACACCUUAACACAUUUUUCUUGAAGUUAGAGAAACACGUGUAGCACGUAAGAGAACAGAGCAAUAAGUCAAAGAAUCAGAGAACUAGAGGAUUAAUAUUAUUAUACAGAAGAGAAACCCAAACUGACAG
Molecule: messenger RNA, 1981 nt
Organism: Hippoglossus stenolepis (Pacific halibut)
Lineage: Eukaryota; Metazoa; Chordata; Actinopteri; Pleuronectiformes; Pleuronectidae
Exons: 4
Coding region: 347-1273 (308 amino acids)
Source: RefSeq, a predicted model, not a curated record